AUGGCUGCUUCGGAGUCUGCAGCAGCAGCCACCCCGGAGCGGAGCGAGGUGGAGCUGGUGCCCUGGGCCCUCUAUAAAAGCAACUGGACACACCUGCAGCGGCUGGCUGCCACCAAAGCAAUCCUGGGGGGACUGCGAGAGACAGCUGCCCUUUGCCCUUCUCUCCAAAGCACUCUGCUGCCUGGGUGUGCCUCUUGUUUGCCUCGGAGCAGCAUCCUGGAGGCAGCAACGGGCAAAAUGGCAUGGGGGCUGCUGCUCCCGCUGCUGCUUCUUGCUGCCUGGGGCCCCCCCUUGGCAGCCCAAGGGGAGAAUCCCACCCCAACGGAAGUGCUUAUCAAGAAUGGGAGUCUCCGGGGCUGGCAGAUCAAAGUCAGCGGUGCUGAAAGAAACGUAGAUGUUUUCCUUGGAAUUCCGUAUGCAAAGCCACCCCUCGGAUCUUUGCGGUUCUCCCCACCACAGCCAGCGGAACCAUGGAACGGUGUCAGAGAUGCAACUUCUUAUCCCCCCAAUUGUCUGCAGGAUCCAGAGAUUGCGCAAACUCUGUCAGAGGCUUUUCUUAACAGAAGUGAAAAUGUCUCCUUGGAAAUUUCUGAGGACUGUUUGUAUUUAAACAUCUACUCACCAGCCCACUCCGACAAGAACGCUACGUUACCGGUGAUGGUUUGGAUCCAUGGAGGAGGCUUAUUGAUCGGCGCUGCAUUGACUUACGACGGGUCUGUGCUAGCAGCUUUUGAAGAUGUGGUGGUGGUAGCCAUUCAGUACCGCCUGGGCAUCCUUGGCUUUUUCAGCACUGGUGAUGAUGUCGCUCGUGGAAACUGGGGCCUCCUGGAUCAAGUGGCAGCUCUCCAGUGGGUCCAAGAGAACAUUGCAGACUUUGGAGGAGAUCCCAGAUCAGUCACUAUAUUUGGACAGUCUGCUGGUGGAUUCAGCACUUCUGCCCAUGUCCUAUCCCCGCUCUCCGAGGGCUUGUUUCACAGAGCCAUCUCUGAAAGUGGCGUCGCUCUCAUGAAGGGUCUCUUAGAUGCUCAUCCAGGAAAACUGGCUGAGGACAUUGCUCAGGCUGCCGGCUGCCGGCCCUGCAGUUCGCUGCAGAUGGUUGAGUGUCUCAGAGGGAAGACGGAGGACGAGAUCCUGCAGGCGACUCUCAGGAUGAAUUUUACCAAGUUUUAUCUGGACAGCGAUGAAAAGCACUUUGUGUUUUUCCCUGCAGUUGUCGAUGGCAUAUUUUUUCCAGAAGCCCCCAAAGACCUUUUGGCAGAGAGAAAGAUCAAUAAUGUUUCCUGCAUCAUAGGCGUCAAUAACCACGAAUGGGGCUGGAGUCUUCCUACUUUCCUACAGUUUCCGGAUGUCAUGGAGGGCUUGGAGAGAGAGACAGUCAACUCUGUGAUAUGCAGCUCAGAGCAAUUCACGGGUGUUGCUCCUGGAGAUGCUCACAUCAUUGCCAGUGAAUAUCUGACGGACGACAUGGAUCCUCUGCAACUCAGAGACCAGCUUCUGGAUUUGCUGGGAGACGCCACCUUUGUUGCUCCUGCCAUUCAAGCAGCUAAAUUCCACAGAGAUGCCGGCUACCCAGCCUAUGUGUAUGAAUUUCAGCACCCGCCGAGUUCAGCCAAAGGCCACAGACCGGACUUUGUUAAAGCAGAUCAUACAGACGAGAUUGGCUAUGUCUUUGGGAGCGUCUUCUUAGACAGUGCUUCUGAAGAAGAGAAAGAGCUUAGCAGAACUAUGAUGAAGUACUGGGCAAAUUUUGCUCGCAAUGGGAACCCCAACAGUGACGGCCUGGUCUGCUGGCCCACAUUCGGCCAGAAGGAGCAAUAUCUGGAAAUCAACUUGCAGCAAAAGGUAGCAAAGAAACUGAAAGAGAAACAAGUUGCCUUCUGGACCGAGUGUCUGCCUGGAAAAAAAACAGGAAAGUAAAAGACGGUGCCCUGAGUUAUAGAUCUGCAGGGUCCUGACCACCAGUUAAUAUCCCUGGCAGCAGAUGUCUGACUAUUGAGCAUUUUAUUUGCUUGAUGGUAUAAUGAUUUUAAUUUACCUUUUACUUCACUGCUUUUAUAUUGCUUUUAUGUAGCUUGUAUACAUUAUUUUAACCAAAUUAUACUUUUAGUUGCCAUACUUUUAAGGAUAGCUAUUCAUUUACUCUAUUAAUCUUCCUACAGGUUUUUAGGCUUAGCCGGUAGCAUUUUACUUUAUUAAUUCCAUACAGUUUUUAGAGUUGUAUUUUACUGUUAUAAUCAUACGUAGCUUCUAGAGUUAUAUUUUAUUUAGCAUGAGUUUUAUUAUACUGUAUCUGUACAUUUUCCUGUGCUGAUCUUUGACCGUAAUAAAGAUGAUUGAAUGAUGGA
Molecule: messenger RNA, 2345 nt
Organism: Hemicordylus capensis (graceful crag lizard)
Lineage: Eukaryota; Metazoa; Chordata; Lepidosauria; Squamata; Cordylidae
Product: fatty acyl-CoA hydrolase precursor, medium chain-like
Exons: 15
Coding region: 1-1917 (638 amino acids)
Source: RefSeq, a predicted model, not a curated record